Messenger RNA from Argentina anserina (silverweed cinquefoil), 1335 nucleotides. RefSeq names its product nudix hydrolase 9. Bases 5 to 916 code for a protein of 303 amino acids. Gene Ontology annotation, molecular function: GDP-mannose hydrolase activity. Lineage: Eukaryota; Viridiplantae; Streptophyta; Magnoliopsida; Rosales; Rosaceae. The transcript has 9 exons. The record is from RefSeq and is a predicted model, not a curated record.
AGAUAUGGAGUUGGAUGCAGAGACUGAAACGGAAACGAGGCCGUACAAGCUUCUGCUCUCAUGCCCAUCUGGUCUCUCACCUUCACAGGUUUCCGUGGUUUUUGAUGAACUAUAUGACCGAAUCCCCCAUCCUGAUAUCAACUUGGAGAAUUCUAUUUCUGAGAUAUGGGACCAAAGGGUUCAGAGGAAUCCAUCAUUGUACAAUGGAACAAAGUUCAGGCACAGACAUCAUAUAUGGUACAACCGAGGACCUAACCAAGAGUCUCAUGUAUGCCUCCACCUUGGUUUGACAGAUUAUAGGACUUUUGUGGGUACAAACUUAAAUCCUUUAUGGGAAAAGUUCCUAGCUCCAUCCGAAGAUGAUGCUAUACAAUGUCAGCACACCUCAAGUCCGAUGGGUAAUGGUGCUAUUGUGGAGACAUCUGACAAGAAAGUACUUGUGUUGCAAAGAAGUCACAAUGUUGGGGAAUUUCCUGGACACUUUGUUUUCCCAGGAGGCCAUCCGGAGCCUCAAGAAGUCGGAAUAAUAUCUCAUCAUCACAAGGACUUGACAGACCUCGAACUUCUUAACAAGAAGGUUUCUCAGGAGAUGUUCGACAGCAUUGUUCGUGAAGUAGUAGAAGAAAUUGGAGUACCUUCAGAUUCCCUUUACGAGCAUGUUUUCAUUGGUAUAUCCCGCAGGGUGUUGAAUGUGAGGCCAGCUGCAUUUUUCUUUAUGAAAUGCAGUCUCAGCUCAAAGGAAAUUCAGCAAAUGUAUACUACUGCACAAGACAGCUUUGAGUCGACUCAGCUUUACACAGUUUCGAUGAUGGAGCUGGAGAACAUGGCAUCAAAAAUGCCAGGUUGCCAUGAAGGCGGUUUUGCUUUAUACAAGUUAAUGGUAGAAGCUGGAAGAAUGCCUGAUGCGAGAGCAUAAGUACUGCUCAAAUUUUUGGACCGCUAAGUCUCACCUGCUUCCAAGGUCAUUUCUACGGUUCAAUUCCCUUUCCUUGUUGUAAUAUUAUUUCGUAAGAAUGAAAUCUUAUGCAGCACCACAUUAUCAUAGAAAGCUUUUGAUUCAUCAUUGCUGCAUAAGACUAGUCCUUUAUCGAUUUCCUAAGUCCAUUAAGAGAUUGAGAGGCGUACAAGCGGUCUUAAGUCGGGAACAAAAUUAGAUGAGAGUGCCUUUGCCAAUGCAAUGGUCUAUGAGUGUGCAUUCUGAACGCUCGAUUGUGAUGUAGUUGUGAUGUUUGUGCUAAAUUGUUUGUCCUACUGUGCUCUAAGUAUGAAGAACCCAAAUUAUUGAUGUUGGGCUGUUGAUUUGCUUCCAAUAGAAUCAUUCUGAUCGUAUUUGUU